AACAAGUUGGGACAGGUAGAGGCCGGAAAAGUUAAAUGUACAUGUAAGGAACAGCUGGAGGAGGACCAAUGUUUAGGAAUAGAAAUGUUGUCCUAUUCGUGUCUAAUACAGACUUCUAGUUGCUCACCUGUCUUAGGUCUUCUUUGUUCUUUGUUUUUUUCUGAGUUGAGGUUGUAUAAAUAAUCAUAAACAAUUGCUUGUUUUAUUUCUUGUUACACAUAAUAUGUAGUUUAUAGGUGCAUUACAUUACUAUAACUUUGUGUUGUAUUACCUUGUAUUACAGAUUACAGUGUUUGAAAAAGGAAAAAUUUUAUUAUUAUUAUUAUUUUGUACAUUUUUCUGGCUGAAAUUCCUCCAUUCGCGCGCGCCCGCGCACCCUUCUACACAAUUCUGUGCCUUUAUGACGCGUUGUGUUUAUGACAUAAUUACAGCGUGAUGAUUCUUAUUCUGUAGUUAUGGCUGUUUUUUUUUCAAUAAAAAAAAACGUUAAGUCACAAAAUAAAACAGGUUGUGUUAUUUUUGCUGGAGGUGUAUCAGUGUAAUAUGAGUGAUGAAAAUAACGCAUCGUUGUGGGUGGAGGUUGAGGAACUGCGACGUGAAGUAAAUGAACUGAAAACAUCGCUGCUGGAUGUCGCGACGAAAAACACGCGACGCGAAUCUGAAGACGACUGCACAGGAAUUCGCGAUAAGAGACUCAGUGAAUCUGUGGAUGAGAGGAACUUCAGUGAAGAUCUGCUGAGGAGACCUCAGAAAAGCUCUUCAUUCAUGAGUCUGCUACCAUCACAAACAUCAUCAUCUGAAGAUCUGUUCAGCUCUCGCUUCAUAUACCACAGACUGAAAGAUCCGAGGAGGUUACUGGGUGAAAUUGCUUUCCAGCUGGACCGUCGAAUCCUCUCGUAUGUUUUCCAGGAACAAUCUAGGUUGUAUGGAUUCACCGUGCAGAACAUAAAAGACAAAAUAGAGCAGGUCUCCACACAUCCACUGACUGGGAAAGUAGAUGAAGCGUACAAGCACCAGCUGUUCAAACGUCACACAGAGAUCAUGGACAGGCUUCAGAGACUGGGCUACAACAUGAGUCUUCACCCUCCCUUCACCGAGUUUAUCAUCAACACAUAUGGGAUAUUGAAGGAGCUUCCAGGUGUGUAUGGAGACCAGGACACAGCUUCUUUAAACAAUCCAGAGUUUCUGCGUAAGGUGAUUGUUGAAAACGCUCCGUCCAAGCUGCUGAAGGAUCUUCUGCUUUUGCUCAGCUGCUUGUGUUUCAUGUCGAAACAGGACGGCAAGAGUCUCUUACUGUGGUAAAAAGCAUCAGUCAUAUUCACUCCCAUCAUGCUUACCAGGAGAAAAAGUCUCAGCAGAAUCCCUUGACUGAAAAUAAACAGCAAAGAAAUGCAAUGUGUUGUUGGAAAGUUGCUUUCCUUUGGUUUGCAUCAGAUUUAAUAAGAUCAUUUAUGCAGAAUGUGCUUCACAUAAGGGUUUUAUUAUUAUGAAGGAACAUAAACUCCUCUCUACAGUCAUAUUUCAUUGCUUCUGUUGAUGCACACGUUGUCCAUUAACAAGAGAUCAUAUGAUCCUGUGCUUCUAUCCUAACCUAGAAAAUGUGAAAAAAACAUCAACCCAGUAACCCAGAUCAGUAUUUGCAUUUCCUUGGCAUUUAAAGGAAAACCCAAAAAUGGCACAUUUUUGCUCACACCUACAAAGUAUCAAUUUUAUCGUGUUAUAAUAAAUGAUCUAUGAAUACCAUAAGUAA
This is a messenger RNA of Misgurnus anguillicaudatus (oriental weatherfish), 1750 nucleotides long. Its product is annotated as speriolin-like protein. Gene Ontology annotation, cellular component: centrosome. The record is from RefSeq and is a predicted model, not a curated record. Lineage: Eukaryota; Metazoa; Chordata; Actinopteri; Cypriniformes; Cobitidae.